CACAGACCAAAGAAGCUGCCUCUCCAGGAGUCAAUCAUGAAGGUGCUCGUGCUUCUCGCCCUUUUCUCCGUUUGCAAUGCCAACAUCCUGUGGCAUGAGCAGCCCAAGACUAACCUGGACAUGGUGAAAGAUGCAUUCUGGGAUUAUGUAGCCAAGGUGACCUCAACUGCUGAGGACUCCCUGAAGCAGGUCAGAGCAUCUGAUAUGGGACAAGAAGUCAAUGCCAGGAUCGCUCAGAGCGCUGAUGCCGUGAACCAGUACAUCGCCACUCUGCGCUCUCAGGUGGUCCCUCUCACCCAGGACCUCAUGACCCAGUUUACCCAGGAGACAGAGCAGCUCAAGGCCCGUCUGCAGCAGGAUCUGACCAGCGUGAGCUCCAACCUGCAGCCCUUCGCUGAGGAAAUGGUGAACAGCAUCCAGAAGCAGGUUGAGGCGCUUAAGGAGGAGGCUGCCACCUAUGCAGAGUCCAUGGACCCCGAGUCCCUAAAGACCGUCAUGAUUCAGAAGAGCCAGGAACUGAGGGCGCAGAUGGACCAGAGAGUGAAGGAGCUGCAGGACCAGAUGGUGCCCAACACCAGUGAGAUGAAGGAGAAGAUGGAGCAGAGCCUGGAUGAGUUUCAGAGGAGCAUGAUGACCAUGACCCAGGGAUUUGAGACCAGGGUGGCCGAGAAGACCCAGGAGAUCCAGGCAGCUCUGGUUCCUCUGGGAGAGCAGCUGAGGGCCAACCUGGAAGCCAGCACUAAUGACAUGCAGGCUCAGCUGAUGGCUCUGUGGGAGUCUUUCACCAGGAACACCCAGUAAAUCACUGCUCCAUCAGACGCCACAGCAAUGAUAUUUAUUCAAAA
This is a messenger RNA of Cheilinus undulatus (humphead wrasse), 845 nucleotides long. RefSeq names its product apolipoprotein A-I-like. Gene Ontology annotation, cellular component: blood microparticle; high-density lipoprotein particle; extracellular region. Lineage: Eukaryota; Metazoa; Chordata; Actinopteri; Labriformes; Labridae. Gene Ontology annotation, molecular function: cholesterol binding; phospholipid binding; phosphatidylcholine-sterol O-acyltransferase activator activity. Gene Ontology annotation, biological process: cholesterol homeostasis; cholesterol biosynthetic process; triglyceride homeostasis. The record is from RefSeq and is a predicted model, not a curated record. Bases 37 to 801 code for a protein of 254 amino acids. The transcript has 4 exons.